Phalaenopsis equestris is the source of this 1247-nucleotide messenger RNA. Its product is annotated as histone-lysine N-methyltransferase ASHR1. Gene Ontology annotation, molecular function: protein binding. NCBI's taxonomy places the organism in Eukaryota, Viridiplantae, Streptophyta, Magnoliopsida, Asparagales, Orchidaceae. The transcript has 12 exons. The record is from RefSeq and is a predicted model, not a curated record. Gene Ontology annotation, cellular component: nucleus. The coding region runs from base 55 to 1071 and encodes 338 amino acids.
AUCCCAACAACCGCAACAGACAAUUAUGACUUGGUGGCCGCACUACUAUCUCAUAUGUCUGAACUUGAUGAAAAACAAAGUGUACUCUAUGCUCAAAUGUCUAAUCUUGUGAAGUUGGUCCUACCUUCAGUGGAGGUUGAUCUCAGAGAGAUAACACACAACUUCUCAAAGCUUUCAUGUAAUGCUCAUACUAUCUGUGACGAGGAGCUCAGACCACUGGGAACUGGAUUAUAUCCUGUAGUUUCCAUUAUCAAUCACAGUUGUAUACCAAAUGCAGUUUUGGUAUUUGGGGGUCGGAUAGCUGUAGUUCGGGCUGUGAAACCGAUUAGCAAGGGUGCUGAAAUUGUGAUUAGUUACAUUGAUACUGCUGCAAUCACUAUGACUAGACAAAACGCCUUAAAACAGUAUUUCUUCAAAUGCAAUUGUCUUCGUUGCACCAAGGAUCCACUUGAAGAGCUCAAGGAAGAGGCUAUUCUGGAGGGUUAUAGAUGUAAGGAUCAGAAAUGCUUUGGCUUCUUGUUUUACGAAGUUGAAAAUAAAGCUUUUGCGUGUCAGGUAUGUGGUCUCAGAAGGGAUGAGUACCACAUAAAUAGGAUUGUUAAUGAAGUAGAAGAAUUAUCAGCAAAGGCUGCUUCUUUUGUUUCCACUGGAAAUCCUUCUGAAGCUAGUUUGCUGUACAAAAAAGUUGAGCAGCUCGAGAGUAAGCUGUUCCAUCCUUAUUCAAUCAAGUUGUUGGGAACUCGUGAAACUCUUCUGAAGAUACUUUUGGAGUUAAACGAUUGGAGAGAGGCCUUGACAUAUUGCCAGCUGACAAUUCCAGUCUAUCAAAGAUUAUAUCAAUCUCCUCAUCCGUUGCUAGGUCUACAAUAUUACACUUGCGGAAAGCUUGAAUGGCUACUUGAACAAACAGAGGAUGCUCUGAAAUCAUUCACUAAGGCUGUGGAGAUCCUUCGUAUCACUCAUGGCACAUCAACACCAUUCAUGAAGGAAUUGUUCAGCAAACUGGAAGAAUCGCGUGCUGAGGAUUAUUACUGUUUAUCCGCCCACGAUGGCCGAAUGAUUGAAACCUGAUUCAAUUUUUUUUAUCAUUUUGAGGUCACUGUUUCGUUUGAAGGAAUUAAAUGAGAAAAUGAAGGGGUAUGUAGUAUUUUAUAGUUUUGAGGUCAAAAGCCAUGUAUCAUAUUUUUAUUGCUAUCAUUAUUGAUGUCGUGUAUUUCAUUGUAGGAAUGCAGCUAUUUUUUUUUCUU